This is a messenger RNA of Hypoxylon trugodes, 2970 nucleotides long. RefSeq lists its product as uncharacterized. Lineage: Eukaryota; Fungi; Ascomycota; Sordariomycetes; Xylariales; Hypoxylaceae. Gene Ontology annotation, molecular function: ATP binding; ATP hydrolysis activity. The coding region runs from base 286 to 2871 and encodes 861 amino acids. The transcript has 4 exons. The record is from RefSeq and is a predicted model, not a curated record.
GCUUAUGCCGCCACUUGUCCACCCAAGUGCGGCUUCGGCUCCAAACCAGGGUGCCCAUGCAUCUAUCUACGGGCGCCUAUCGGUACCGUUCAGCUUACAUUCCUGGCAUACUAUUAAAUUUCCACUGUAUCAUAUCUCAUACGACAGGGCUGUGGAGAGACUUUGAUCCCAUUCAGACCCGCCGUGGUUAUUACGAGAGGCUAUAUUAUUGUCGGCAUUGUGCUAUUUUCCGUACGAAUGGACAAAAGUAAAAUCGUAUGAGCUUGAACUAUUACUCGAAAUUCAAUGCCUCAUACUCCUCCAGCAAGAGGGCUGCCGCCACAGCCAAAUGGCCGAAAGAAUAUGGACGACUACGCUCGACAAUCACAAGAGAUGAUAAGAUCUCAACAAGAGAUUAGAAAUAGAUUAUCACGAAAACGAGCGCAUCAACUGAACCAAGACGCCCCAGCCUGGGGUCAUUUGAAGCACGAUACAAUAUCCCAAGACAGAUCCGGAGAUAGCAACCAUAGCCAGGAACUGCUUGUUGCGUUGGAGAAGCCGCAGAGUCCGCCUUUCGAGGAAACAAGUGACGAGAAUGAAGUCGAUGAAGAUAUACAGAAUUUACCAAAUCCUAUCUUCAAUAUAACCGAAGCGUCUCCGCCACCAGCACCCCGACAGGGGUUGGAGCUGGGAGCUAAACCUUUCCAGGAACGAGGCCUCUCUAAGCGUUCAUACUCGAAUACUCAGCUUGAUAUAGAGAGCGUGUCUAAAUCCUUCGGUGAUCCGGCCAGUUCAACAAACGUAGAGGGUGACUUAUUUCAAAAGCUCAAACAUCUUCUUGAGACUGAAACUCAGCGCCGAGAGAACGAUGAGACGACUUCCGUGAGUACUCUAUCAUGGAUAACGCUUUACCGACUCGGAGACAGCAUCUCGCUGAAUGAGCCAUCUUGGGCAUUGACGGACGAUGGAUCAAAGACGUUAAGGGCCGAAAAGCCAUUGGCGAAUGUCUCCCGUUAUUUGGAUAGACAUCCAGAGGUGGUCUUCGUCGUAUAUCAGGAUUAUCCAAUUCUUGACUCCAGAGACUCGAGCACGAAAGAGGAGGACGAAGAGGAAGGGGAGGAAAUAUUGCAUGCCCCAAAACCGUCACACGAGUGUAUAACUUUGAGUUCGCGCUAUAUGAUAGAGGCUGUCAGAGCCUUCACUAAAGCUCAGCCGGAUUCCAAAUCCAGGUUCCCUCAUUUUGACCCAGCCGAUGAGAUUGCAGCCCCUUAUCUAUUCUGGUACUAUGGUCGGCAUUCAUACCCUAAAAUCCGGGAGGCCCUCCUGCCAGGUCAGCAGAGAUUGCUAGACUUCCUAUCACUGUGGAUUGAGGACUACUAUAAGCAAGAGUAUAUGGAAGUAGAGAGUCAUUUAGCCGACGGUCUUAUAUCUCACAAGCUGAUGGAGUACUUGAUUUGCCCUGGAGACGUCUUGGUAUCGAACCAGAAGAAUUCCCUAGAAGCGUAUAUAGGCACUACAUGGCCCCAGACAGAUCUACGGCGUAAUCUACCACAGCAGCCCCUUAACGGGAAAGCCCGCCAGAAACCUGACUCUUUAGAGCUGCGGCAUCGAAAGCGCAAAGUCGUUUUAAGCGUCGAAGGUUGGUGUUGGGAAUACGACGGCACUUUUCGGAGUAGUGAGAAGGCUCUUGAAUUUACUUAUUGGACAUCGAGCCCUGAUGAAAAGCUCAAGAUAACAGAUUUAGAAAUUUUCCCACUUAAAUACGCAACGGAGACAAUACGGGCAGCUUUACAGCGGAGAGGAGAAACAUACUGGAAAUGCCGAGGACAGAAGUUAGUUGACUACCAGUCAGAACCAAAGGACGAAAUGGAGAGAUACAUGAUAGACUACAAGACGUACGAGAUGCUACAUAAGGACUCCAUAUACGGGGGGCGCACUUCCACGGAAGAGAACCGCGCAAUCCACGAGGUCAUUGGACCUGAAGGUGAUGAAAUCUAUAUUUUCCCUCAGACGGUUAAGGCUUACAAUCUUCGGCGGAAGAAAUGGGUGGACCUUAAGGUAGACAAAAUCAAAGAAGUCGUAUGGAACAAGAAGGCCUUCGAUAAGUUAGUAGUCGACAAGGAUACCAAGGAGCUUAUCCAAGCCUUAGUUACCACACAUUUGCAGGACGAACAAGGCGCUGACCUGGUUAGUGGUAAGGGUAAUGGCCUUAUACUCCUCCUUCACGGUGGCCCUGGAACUGGCAAGACAUUCACAGCCGAAACAGUCGCCGAAUUAGCUGAAAAGCCACUCUAUCGCGUGACGUGUGGCGACAUCGGUACCAAGCCAGAGGAUGUAGAGAAGUAUCUCGAGUCGGUUCUUCAUUUGGGCCAUAUCUGGGGAUGCGUCGUUCUUCUAGACGAGGCCGACGUUUUUCUAGAAGAACGAGUACAUUCAAAUCUUGAUCGCAACGCCCUGGUAUCUGUUUUCCUACGUGUUCUGGAAUAUUAUGACGGUAUCUUAAUACUUACGUCCAAUCGCGUCGGCACAUUCGAUGAGGCAUUUAAAUCGCGCAUUCAGCUAGCCCUGAAGUAUGAUAACUUGGGUGUCUCUCAGCGUCGACAAAUCUGGUCGAACUUUUUCGAGCACUACGAAGAGAUGGGAAACGGCUCUAUGAAUUUCAUCAGCAUCAAAGCCCAAGUUGACGAGCUAGCCAAAUAUAAGAUGAACGGUCGGCAAAUUCGGAACGCCAUUACCACGGCAAGGCAGUUAGCGCGGUAUCGCGGGGAGGUCAUGAACUAUUCCCAUUUGCAGCAUGUUAUUAGGGUAUCACAGAACUUCGAAACAUACCUUGACAAUUUGAGGGAAGGUGUGAACAGCGAUGAUGUCUUCCAUGGGGCUGGGAUCCGAUAAGGUGGGGGUUAGAAUGAUUGUAUCGUUCAAUAUACUACGUAAUGUGGCUUUAUUAAAGAGCGAAUGAGAAGACGUGUUCCCAAGAGUAGUCAGACAUAG